Molecule: messenger RNA, 1513 nt
Organism: Amphimedon queenslandica
Lineage: Eukaryota; Metazoa; Porifera; Demospongiae; Haplosclerida; Niphatidae
Exons: 6
Coding region: 563-1348 (261 amino acids)
Source: RefSeq, a predicted model, not a curated record
UAUACCAGGACUAGUGGAUCCAUUCAAUGACACUGAAGUACAAUGUGUUGCAUUUGGAUUUGGUAUUGGUGACUUCAGUCCUUCUCCAGUUACACUGAGGGUACAAGGUAGACCAGAACCUGUCAAUAAUCUAACUAUAGUACAGUCUAAUGAAUCUUGUUGUUAUCAAUUCUAUUGGAUACCUCCUUUCUCUCUACCUGGUUUUUCUAUACUGAGAUAUAAUAUUGAUAUCACAUCUACUGGUAGUAUCCUACUUCACUCUAACGUCAGUGUAUCGCAAUCGACAUACUGUCCUACGGAUUUUGGUAUCCACACUGUUAGUAUAGCUGCUGUCAAUAGUGUAGGAGAGGGGGAAGUAUUUAAUUACGACUUCAAUGUAACAAAUUCUGUACUUUUAAAUAAUGAACUCAUACAACAAUAUCGUGAUGGUUUACAAAAUUGGAUUAUAGCUAUCAAAAUUGAAUUAUCCUCACCCAGUUCAUCAUUUUGUAUCAGUCAAGUAUCACUACAAGAAACUAAUAGUACCAUCAGUUAUAAUACAACUAACAUAAAUGUCAUCACUAUGAGUCAACUAAUAGCUACAUUUAAUAUCUCAUCUUCAGUAAUAGAUGACAGAUAUUACAACUUUACUAUAAUACUAUCACACAGUAGUGAUUUGUACACUACCAACUCUUCCCAUGUAGUUAUUAUUAGAUCUAGCUUUUUUGAUAUCAAUAGCUUUACAGUUCUCUCUACUGACAGCACUAAUACUAGUUUUAUGUGUGAGUUUGUACAUGGGUCACAAGCAAUUGGAUGCUACAUUGUCAUGCAUGAAACAUCAAUUGGACUAUACUACAUAACUACUGUUUUAAGAGAACUCAGAAUAGGAUCAAUCCCAGGGACUGUUGAACCUGGUCAAUACAGUAUCAGUGUCUAUGAUAUCAAUAGUGAUGGAUCUGUUCAUUUAUAUUCACCUGCAGCUUCUACUUUAAUCAUUGUUACUGAGUCAUUGCCUACAGUUGAAUCUACUUUCAGUUCUAGUAUUCCUUUAUUCUCAAUAAACCAGUCAACAACAGUGAAUUUACAAUCUCCUACUGUUUCCAGUUGUUCAUCAACUUUAGUUACAAUAACUGGAGGUGUUACACUGGGAUUGUCACUUAUAGUUUGCUUUGCGUCUAUUUUUAUAAAUUUCUCUAUUGUAAUCUGGUGCAGAAAAAAAGGUAACACAAUGAGAAAUCAAGAAGAGAGGAAUCCUUCCCUUCCUGCCCAAUAUGAAAAUGUUGAGAUGAUAACUGGUACUAAUGCUAAUGUCAAUAACAUACCAACCAAUGAUUGCUCUGCAUAUGGAGUUGUGAUACAAAGACAUUGAAAACCUCUAACAAUAAUUGUGUGUACUAAUUUUAGUAAAUUUAGUGUAGAAUCUUUAAACUGCUAGACAAAUUAAUAACAUCAUUACUAAUAUAUGUAAUAAUGUCAUUAAUAAUUCUGGAAAAAGUUAUGUGGCACAAUAUACCAAUAACCAAUUAAUACAUAA